Molecule: messenger RNA, 1785 nt
Organism: Tauraco erythrolophus (red-crested turaco)
Lineage: Eukaryota; Metazoa; Chordata; Aves; Musophagiformes; Musophagidae
Gene: UGT8
Product: UDP glycosyltransferase 8
Biological process (GO): galactosylceramide biosynthetic process
Cellular component (GO): endoplasmic reticulum
Molecular function (GO): N-acylsphingosine galactosyltransferase activity
Source: RefSeq, a predicted model, not a curated record
GCUAUGAAGCCGUACGCUCCAGCUUUCAUUCUCCUGUGGAGUGCCGUUGGGAUGGCGAGGGCUGCCAAAAUCGUCAUUGUGCCGCCAAUUAUGUUUGAAAGCCAUCUUUAUAUUUUCAAGACUCUGGCCUCAGCCUUGCAUGACCAAGGUCACCAGACAGUGUUUCUCCUCUCUGAGGGCAGAGAGAUUCCUCCAUCUAAUCACUAUAGACUCCAGCGCUACCCAGGGAUCUUUAACAGCAGCUCCUCGGAUGAUUUUCUUCAGUCCAAGAUGAGGAGUAUCUUCUCUGGGAGAUUGACAGCCCUCGAACUGUUCGAUAUCCUGGACCACUAUUCCAAGAACUGCGACUUGAUCGUUGGCAACCAGAACCUCAUGCGUGCCCUGAAACAGGAAAAAUUUGAUCUGCUCCUGGUAGAUCCCAAUGAGAUGUGCGGAUUUGUUAUAGCUCACCUUCUAGGGGUUAAAUAUGCCGUCUUUUCCACUGGCCUCUGGUAUCCAGCAGAAGUGGGUGCUCCAGCUCCCCUGUCUUACGUUCCAGAAUUUAACUCGCUGCUCACAGAUCGCAUGAACCUAUUUGAGAGGAUUAAAAAUACUGUUGUUUAUCUUAUUUCAAGAUUUGGAGUCAGUUUUUUGGUUCUGCCAAAAUAUGAAAGGAUAAUGCAGAAACACAAGGUUCUGCCAGAAAGGUCCAUGUAUGACUUGGUGCAUGGAUCCAGCCUCUGGAUGCUUUGUACUGAUGUAGCACUGGAGUUUCCGAGACCUACGUUACCCAACGUUGUUUAUGUGGGAGGAAUCCUGACCAAACCGGCCGGCCCUCUGCCAGAAGAUCUCCAGAUGUGGGUGAAUGGUGCUAACGAAAAUGGUUUCAUCCUGGUCUCAUUUGGAGCUGGAGUGAAAUACCUGUCGGAAGAUAUAGCUAAUAAGUUAGCCCAUGCUCUGGCAAGGCUGCCUCAGAGAGUUAUUUGGAGGUUUUCAGGAAACAAACCAAGGAAUUUAGGCAACAACACAAAGCUUAUAGAAUGGUUACCACAAAACGACCUCCUUGGUCACUCUAACAUUAAAGCUUUUCUUAGUCACGGAGGUUUGAACAGCAUUUUUGAAACCAUGUACCAUGGAGUCCCAGUGGUGGGGAUUCCCCUUUUCGGAGACCAUUACGACACCAUGACUCGUGUGCAGGCCAAAGGCAUGGGAAUAUUGUUGAACUGGAAGACUGUCACUGAGAGCGAGUUGUAUGAAGCCUUAAUAAAAGUUAUUAAUGAUCCCAGCUACCGGCAGCGGGCCCAGAGGCUGUCCGAGAUUCACAAAGACCAACCCGGUCAUCCCGUUAACCGGACUGUGUACUGGAUUAAUUACAUCCUCCGUCACAAUGGAGCCCAACAUCUACGUGCUGCUGUUUACAGCCUCUCUUCAUAUCAGUAUUUCUUACUGGAUGUUGCCUUUGUUGUACUAGUGGGUGCUGCCUUACUUUAUUAUGUUUUGGCCAGGAUAACAAAAUGUAUCCGCAAACAAAGCAAACAUCUUUGGUCGAGUGAUGACCAUAGCGCCGUUAACGGACAUUACCAGAACGGGAUACCCAACGGCAAGUAUAGAAGAAACGGCCACAUUAAGCAUGAAAAAAAGGUGAAAUGAGCCAACCGCCCCAUGUAAAGUAGUAAUGAAUCAGAUCAGUAAUCAGAUUUUAUCGCUGUAACUUAGUCUAACAACUACUUAAAACCUCAGUAAGCAGUUCUAACACUCCCCUUCAGUAUGUAAUAUUAUGUGACAAAAUUCUAUGGAAGUAAGAAA